Messenger RNA from Neltuma alba, 1616 nucleotides. RefSeq names its product probable polygalacturonase. Gene Ontology annotation, biological process: carbohydrate metabolic process. The transcript has 5 exons. The record is from RefSeq and is a predicted model, not a curated record. Gene Ontology annotation, molecular function: polygalacturonase activity. Bases 45 to 1487 code for a protein of 480 amino acids. NCBI's taxonomy places the organism in Eukaryota, Viridiplantae, Streptophyta, Magnoliopsida, Fabales, Fabaceae.
UCUCCUCUCUCUCUCACGCACAGGCAAACCAGAACUAAACUCAGAUGCCUUUUUCUCUCAGGAUCAUGGAGGUGAUUGGGAAAAUAGUAGUGGCUCUCAUAAUGGUGGGGGUGGCGAUUUCAGAGAGGGGGGAGAGCAGGAACGUGAGGGACGUGACGACGUCGUUUGAGUACGCAGCGAUCAAUUGCAGAGCGCACAGUGCAUCGUUGAGCGAGUACGGAGGGGUGGGAGACGGGAAGACGUCGAACACGAAGGCGUUUCAGAGUGCGAUAAGCGCACUGAGCAAGUACUCAUCGGAAGGAGGGGCUCAGCUGUACGUUCCGCCGGGGAAAUGGCUCACCGGAAGCUUCAGCCUCAUCAGUCACUUCACGCUUUAUCUUCACAAAGAAGCUGUUCUUCUUGCUUCUCAGGACAUAAACGAAUGGCCGGCGUUAAAGCCGCUGCCAUCGUACGGACGUGGAAGAGAUGCGGCGGCCGGAAGGUUCAGCAGCCUCAUCUUCGGCACCAACCUCACCGACGUCAUUAUCACUGGGGACAAUGGGACCAUAGACGGUCAGGGUGCAUUCUGGUGGCAGCAAUUCCACAAGAGCAAGCUCAAAUACACCCGCCCUUACCUCAUCGAGCUCAUGUUCUCCGACAACAUCCAAAUCUCCAACCUCACCCUCCUCAACUCUCCCUCUUGGAAUGUUCAUCCUGUUUAUAGCAGCAACAUUCUUGUCAAAGGAAUCACCAUUCUUGCUCCUGUCACUUCUCCCAACACUGACGGCAUCAACCCAGAUUCUUGCACAAACACCAGAAUUGAAGACUGUUACAUAGUUUCUGGAGAUGACUGUGUGGCCGUCAAGAGUGGCUGGGAUGAAUAUGGCAUACAGUUCGGAAGGCCCACAAAGCAACUCAUUAUCAGAAGGCUCACCUGCAUCUCCCCUUACAGUGCCACCAUUGCUCUCGGAAGCGAAAUGUCCGGCGGCAUUGAAGACGUCCGGGCAGAAGACAUCACUGCCAUCCACACAGAAUCUGGAGUCAGGAUCAAAACUGCCGUGGGAAGAGGAGGGUUCGUGAGGGACAUAUACGUCAGGAAGUUCACAAUGCACACCAUGAAGUGGGCCUUCUGGAUGACUGGCAAUUAUGGUUCUCAUGCUGAUAAGAACUACGACCCCCAUGCACUGCCUGAGAUUAAGAACAUCAACUACAGAGAUGUGGUGGCUGACAAUGUCAGCAUGGCUGCUAGGUUAGAGGGGAUUGCCAAUGACCCUUUUACUGGAAUUUGCAUUGCCAAUGUCACAAUUGGGAUGGCGGUUAAGGCCAAGAAGCAGCAUUGGACGUGCACUGAUAUCGCAGGCAUGACGAGUGGUGUGACGCCGCCGCCGUGUGAUUUGUUGCGAGAUCAGGGCCCGGAGAAGAUCACGGCGUGUGAUUUUCCAAAGGACAGUCCGCCCAUUGAUGAGCUGGAGUUCAAGAAGUGUACCUAUAGAUUGAAAGUUGCAUGAUCGGUGUGUUCAAUUGGACUAUUUACAUUAGUACGCGUAGGUUAUGUUUGUAAGGUUAGUCUUUCAGAUUAACCAAAACGAUAUUGCUCAAGCUAAGCAACGAGUUAUCUUAAAUUGGUGGUUUUGAAA